Molecule: messenger RNA, 2453 nt
Organism: Gastrolobium bilobum
Lineage: Eukaryota; Viridiplantae; Streptophyta; Magnoliopsida; Fabales; Fabaceae
Product: probable xyloglucan glycosyltransferase 5
Exons: 5
Coding region: 1-2085 (694 amino acids)
Cellular component (GO): Golgi apparatus
Molecular function (GO): glycosyltransferase activity
Source: RefSeq, a predicted model, not a curated record
AUGGCUCCAAGAUUGGAUUUUUCCAAUUGGUGGAUCAAGGAUACACAGAAAGGAACACCCUUGGUGGUGAAAAUGGAGAACCCCACUUUCUCUGUUGUGGAGAUUAAUAGUGCAGAUGCUGCAUUCAGGCCAGUAGAGAAAAGCCGCGGCAAGAAUGCUAAGCAAGUCACGUGGGUGUUGCUUCUCAAGGCUCAUCAUGCUGUUGGCUGUGUCACUUGGGUUGCCACUGUUUUGUGGACAUUGCUCGGAGCCAUUAAGAAGAGGUUGAUUCAUAGACAAGGUGUAACUGUGGAGAAUGAGAGUGACAAGUUGGAAAAAGGAAAGUUGCUGUUUAGAGUCAUUAGAGUGUUCCUAGUGAUUUCCUUGGCAGUGCUGACCUUUGAGGUUGUUGCUUACUUACAAGGUUGGCAUUUUGGGAAUCCUAGGUUGCACAUUCCUCGUACUUCGGAUUUGGAAGGUUUGCUCCACAUGGCUUAUGUUGCUUGGUUAACGUUUCGUGCUGAGUACAUUGCUCCACUUAUACAGGCACUUUCAAAGUUUUGUGUUGUUUUGUUUCUUAUCCAAUCUGUGGAUCGUAUGGUUCUUUGCUUGGGGUGCUUUUGGAUAAAAUACAGGAAGGUUAAGCCAAUGAUUGAUGGGGAUCCCUUCAAAAUUGAUGAUGUCGAAGGAUCUGCAUGCCAUUACCCCAUGGUUCUGGUUCAAAUUCCAAUGUGCAACGAGAGGGAGGUGUAUGAGCAGUCUAUUUCUGCAGUCUGCCAAAUUGACUGGCCAAGGGAUCGUUUACUGAUUCAAGUACUUGAUGAUUCCGAUGAUGAGAGCAUACAAUGGUUAAUUAAGGGGGAGGUCUCUAAGUGGAGCCAAAAGGGAAUCAACAUAAUCUAUAGGCAUCGCUUAAUCAGGACUGGAUAUAAAGCUGGGAAUCUUAAAUCUGCAAUGAGCUGUGACUAUGUUGAAGACUAUGAGUUUGUUGCAAUUUUUGAUGCAGACUUUCAACCAAAUCCUGAUUUUCUUAAGCAAACUGUGCCACAUUUCAAGGACAAUCCUGAGCUAGGUUUGGUCCAAGCUAGAUGGUCUUUUGUGAACAAGGAUGAGAACUUGUUGACUCGUCUCCAAAACAUUAAUUUAUGCUUCCAUUUUGAGGUAGAACAGCAGGUGAAUGGGGUAUUCCUCAAUUUUUUUGGUUUCAAUGGAACUGCCGGUGUUUGGAGAAUCAAAGCCCUAGAAGAGUCUGGAGGCUGGCUGGAGAGGACAACUGUAGAAGAUAUGGACAUUGCUGUCCGAGCUCAUCUCAAUGGUUGGAAAUUUAUCUUCCUAAAUGAUGUAAAGGUACUUUGUGAAGUUCCUGAGUCAUAUGAAGCUUAUAGGAAGCAGCAACACCGCUGGCACUCAGGUCCUAUGCACCUUUUCAGGUUGUGUCUUCCAGCAAUUUUAAGAUCUAAGGUGUCAGCAUGGAAGAAAGCAAACUUAAUACUGCUAUUUUUUCUGUUAAGGAAAUUAAUCCUUCCCUUUUACUCCUUCACCUUAUUUUGCAUUAUUCUUCCUUUAACCAUGUUUGUCCCAGAGGCAGAACUUCCUUUAUGGGUGAUCUGCUAUGUACCUGUGUUUAUGUCCUUCCUUAACAUUCUUCCUGCCCCAAAAUCUUUUCCUUUUAUUGUUCCCUACCUCCUUUUUGAAAAUACCAUGUCUGUCACCAAAUUCAAUGCAAUGGUAUCUGGACUCUUCCAAUUGGGCAGCUCUUAUGAAUGGAUUGUCACAAAGAAGGCUGGCAGGUCAUCAGAGUCCGACUUACUGGCUGCUGCAGAAAAGGAAGGUAAGUCAAUAGAACAACAAAAGAUUCAUAGAGGAGCUUCUGACAGUGAACUCAUUGAGUCACACCAAUUUAAGGAACACAAAGAAGCAGCUCCAGCACCUGUCAAGAAAGCUAAUAAGAUAUAUAAGAAAGAGCUGACUUUGGCAUUCCUCCUUCUCACAGCUUCUGUCAGGAGUCUGUUAUCUGCACAAGGAGUUCACUUCUACUUUCUGCUUUUCCAAGGGGUGACCUUCCUCCUUGUGGGUCUUGAUUUGAUUGGUGAGCAGAUGAGCUAGUUUUCAUUCAAAACAGUUAAGAGGAGACAAAUGGAAAACUCCUUCUACUGGUUUAUCAGCCAGUUAUAGUCCAGCAGCAAAAUGAGCAAUGAAGUAGAGGAAAGUUAAAUCCCUUUUUUUCUUCUGAAAUUCGUAGUACAGGUCUAGCAAACACAUAAUUGAUUGCAAGUACCCUACAGGGUUUCUCUGUUGUUAUUCAACUCUAUCCAUUUUGCAUUCACACGAUUCAUCACAAGUAUUCCAUAUAGGACACUGGUCAUUGUACUCUUACAGGUACUGAAUUCUUGUUAUCUGUUAUAGGUCGGUGUAUAAAAUCUUCAAUUUUCUUCAUUGUGUUCUUGGGUUGUAUUUGGGAUUGGGAGUUCCGA